Messenger RNA from Manihot esculenta (cassava), 1604 nucleotides. RefSeq lists its product as uncharacterized. Lineage: Eukaryota; Viridiplantae; Streptophyta; Magnoliopsida; Malpighiales; Euphorbiaceae. Gene Ontology annotation, biological process: protein localization to plasma membrane; phosphatidylinositol phosphate biosynthetic process. The record is from RefSeq and is a predicted model, not a curated record. The coding region runs from base 46 to 1320 and encodes 424 amino acids. The transcript has a single exon. Gene Ontology annotation, cellular component: plasma membrane.
CCAAAAUCACAAGAAAACAGUCAUCAACCGUCAAUCUCUUCUGUCAUGGAGUUGAACAAACUCAACCCCCACAACUACUCUCCUUCUUCCUCCUCCUCCUCCUCCACCCCACACCCUAAGGCGGCCGGCGACCCAAUGCAGUCCUGGUGGGAAUCCGUCUCGAAAGCUCGCGCUCGCAUCCUCUCCCUUUCCUCUAUUCUCCCCUCUGAUCCCCCCUCUUCCUUCUCCCUCUCUUCCCUUGCUGACUCCGAACGGCCUGCACUUUCCUUCCUCUCUUCUUUCGACGCUUAUGAACUUCUCUCCUCUGCUCUUUCUUGUCCUUCCUCUGGUUCUGGCUCUGAUCCUCUGUGUCAAUGGCUUUACAAUACCUAUCUUUCUUCUGAUCCUCAUCUUCGUCUUAUUGUCCUUUCGUUUCUUCCUCUGCUUUUGGGGUUGUAUCUUUCUCGGAUCCACUCCUCAGACUCUGCUUCCGCUCCUUCUCUUGCCGGUUUUGAGGCUGUUCUUCUUGCCAUAUACUCGUCGGAGGCGAAAUCUCGCGGCGGUAAGCAGGUUCUCAUACAAAUUCCUGAUCUUUCACAGCCUUCGCUUUAUCAUACCCCUCGGAACAAGCAAAAUCCACAUGGUUUUGAUGAUUCUCGACCGUCUCUUGCCGUUUUGGCGCCGCCGCUGGAGCCGCAGAUUGCUGUGAAGUCUACAAAGCGACCGGUUAUUGUUGGCGUCGCACUUGAUUGUUACUUCAAGCAGAUCUCGCAAAUGCCUAGUUGGUCUAAGGUUGAAUUGUGUAAAUAUGCUAGUGCGUGGGCUGGGCAGGAUUGUGCGUGCAGUGACAAAUUAGAUGGUGAUAAAGAAGUUGAAAUUCGAAAUGGAAAUGAAACUAAUGGUGGAUAUUUUUUGGAGGGGAGGAGCUUAAGUAAUGGUUCUGACGAUAAUGGGCAUGGAGUUGAUGAUGUUGUGAAGGAAAUGGAGAAAUUGAGUGUGGAAAAAAUUGGCACAGAGGAUUCAAGGCAAAAGGGUGUGAGGAUUCCACUACCUUGGGAGAUUUUGCAGCCUUUAUUGAGGAUUAUAGGACAUUGUUUGUUGGGGCCUUUGAAUUCCCAAGAUGUUAAGGAUGCUGCAUCUAUGGCUGUUAGGCGGUUGUAUGCAAGGGGGUCUCAUGACUUAGCUCCACAGGCCAUAUUGGCCACACGGAGUCUCAUUCUGCUUGAUAAGAGAGCCAGGGAAGCUGCAAAGGCCACAGCAGUAACAGCUGUUAAUGCUUCUUCCGAUGGUAACACACCCAGUAAAGCUAAGAAACCAGAAAUGCUUUUGGUGUCAAAGUGAGGGAUUUGCUUGGCAGGUAAUGAAUAUUCUAUGGCCAAUCUCUAUUAGCUGUAUCCAAGUCUGCUGUAUCAGAUGUACAAAGUGAUUAAUUGUAUUUAUGCAUUAUAGCUAUUGCUUGUAAUCUUGUGAUUGACCGUUAGUUCACCUUUUUCUUUUGAUUUUGUUGGAGUUGCUUAUUUAUAGGAGUUGAUUUAUCCUUCGAGCUGGUUUUGAACAGUAUAAUGAGAAAAAGAAUACCAUUUUUAUUCAUUCUAUCACAGUAUUGUGUUAUGAGAGUUGAGUUA